CUCUCCCACUCUCCUUCUCCCUCUCCAUUCUCUCCCCUCCAUUCCUCCCCUCCCCCACUUGCUACCUUGGGCUUAGGUUGCAGCAACAUCCAGCGCCUAUCAACCAGACGGCGAGGAAAUUUUAUCCUUCUCGCUGACUACCGCCCCCUGAGCGCCGCCCUCCUCUUCUCCACUCUACCGCCCCCCGUCCCCCCCUCCCCCCAGCCCGGAUCCAAAUCCGACGCGCAUUCGGUACAGUGACACUUCCUGGUCCAGUCCAACUUGCAACCUGUGGUCAUCGUCCACUGGAGACCUCAUCAACGCAUCAGCAUGCGGCCGGUUUAAUCCGACUCCCCUGUUUGCAGACAGAUAUGGAAGCGUCACAUCCACCCCCCGAGGGCAUUAUGCUUCCCCCCAGUCGCGCCGGCUCGACCGAUUCCCUCGACUCGGCCGCGUCCGCAGAACCCCCCCAAGAGGCGAAAUGCAGCGACAACGUCAUGAUCACCCUGUCUCUCACCCCGGGCCCUGUCCCGCCCGUCCAGACCCCGACUCGCCUCCCCUUCUCCCGCUCCCACUUUCGGUCGCGAUCCAUGAUCGAGGUCCCAGGCAUUCCCGCCAUGACGCGCGCUCACUCCUCGCCGGGGCUGGACUCGCGGGGGAGAUAUAUCUUCGUCAAUGGUCGCGGGGCUCCGACCACCCCCGCGGAUCCUGCGGCUAGGCGCUACUUGCCCUUGCAGGUAAAUACCGGGGACAGCCUCGAGCCCAGGAUGAUGCCCCUGAACGUGUCGGAAACCAUCGCAGAGCACGCGGAACUGGAUACCACAAUGGCCUCCCCUCCAUCCCACGCCGACUACCGCCCGGCCUCCCCCGUCUUCUCGCACACCCUCCCCCGGGCCGCGCGUCGACGGCCGUCGUCCCCCCUGCACUUCCAGCCGCCCAGCUCGUCCAGCCAGCCGAUGGGCAGUCCCUCCGCGCAUUCCUCCCCCGUGGUGCUCAAUACCAGAUUCAACGAAUCCUACCCGAGCUACUCGGCGUCCUCGACAUCCUCCAUCCCGUCGACACCCACGAGCCUUCGAUCCCGCAGCCCCAGCAUUUCGUCCCUGGAAACAAUCCCCGACAUCCCCGACGCGGAAGCCGCAGCCAUUGAAGCGGACCGGAUCGCGGCGUUGGAAGCCGCCGCAGACAAAGCGGAUGAAGCUGAGGCAGCUAGCGGUGGAAACCGCCGGCGCGGGGCGUCCGACUUGUCGGGGCCGGCCAACGGCCUGACGACCCUGCGACCCGGUGCAGGGGGCUAUGGGGCCCGAGCCGAUAAACGGAAGCGUUGGAGUGUCUGUGGAGCCGAGCGACGUCAGGAUCUGGAUCUGGAAACGAUCUGGGAAGACUGAUCGAUGCAGCGGUAUGGAUGGGCAUGAAGCAUCACCAUCUCCCCGUCAUCGCGUCGCGACCAACCAACUCGGCUUACACAUAAGGCACCAACACAAACACUAUACGCGUGGUUCACUGUAGCCAAUCAACCCCAUUUUGCGAAGGGGGAAAGAGAGAGUCCGAAUCAUAUGUUCUUCGUUGCACUUUGUCGCUCUGUAUCUGGCGUCCGCUCGGAAAUACCCACGUUUCUUUCUCCUGGUUUUUGUGUUCACUGCGAUGCGGUCAUUUGCCGUUAGAUCUUGCUCGGGAGAGAAUGAGGAUGGCGCAGGCUCGUCGAUACUCCCCAGUCAAGUUUCCUACCUACCUACAUAUCUUGGGUUUUCCGGCACGGCGCAUGGUGCUUUUGCUUGAUGCACGCACG
This is a messenger RNA of Aspergillus heteromorphus CBS 117.55, 1765 nucleotides long. RefSeq lists its product as uncharacterized. The record is from RefSeq and is a predicted model, not a curated record. Lineage: Eukaryota; Fungi; Ascomycota; Eurotiomycetes; Eurotiales; Aspergillaceae. The transcript has a single exon. Bases 351 to 1364 code for a protein of 337 amino acids.